Molecule: messenger RNA, 1638 nt
Organism: Botrytis deweyae
Lineage: Eukaryota; Fungi; Ascomycota; Leotiomycetes; Helotiales; Sclerotiniaceae
Exons: 1
Coding region: 1-1638 (545 amino acids)
Source: RefSeq, a predicted model, not a curated record
AUGUCCCCAGCCAGUAUUCCUCCGAGUCGAUCUACCCAGGUUGAAAAACAACCUUCUCGCGCAAGGCUGGAAAUUGACUUCCCAAGUGAAAGCCACGAUUCCGAUGAAGGGAAAAGUGCGCCUCAGCUAUUACUCUAUCCCCCAGUAUACGUACUCAAAGGCCCAAAAAAAGACAAGGUCACCAAAAGCAUUCUUGAGGAACAGGAACUUGAAAAUCGGAAGAAGAAGGAUAUUCAAGAAAUUGAAGAAACUAAUGGUUGGAGAUUCACCAGUGACACGGCGGGAAAGAUGUAUUUAAAAAUUCAGGAUAAGGAUACAAGCACCUUCAUCAAUUGCAAUAACUUUGCAAGAGAUUGUAUAAAAGCUAUCCAAUCAGACCCACGAGCUGAUUCACGAGUGGAUUCGAAGAGGAAAGGGGCUCCGGCUCCUAGUCUUAGUGUCUUGCUGACUCCGGAAAAUAAAGCAGAGCAUCGGAAGAGGUUAGAUAGAUUAUUGAUGUCAAAGAACAAGCAUGCCCAGUACUGGACAAUUGAAGAUCUUCCCAGUGAAUGGCUCAAGAUCGACAAUGAGGCUUUGUGCUCAGAAAAAGACCAAGCGGCACUACGCAGAGACGUCGAGAAGAAGAAGAAAGCCCUGGAGAAGUCGAAGCCUGGGGGCAAGGUAGAAGGAAAACAUCAAGAGGGUCACAGACUUUCAAUAAAUGCAGUGAAAAGAACGAGUGACGAUAGGCAAAGAGACGGUCAUCAAGGACCUAUAUUUAAAUUCGAAGUUGAAGGGAUGAUUACUACUGAGACGCGAAGAAGCAGCAGAGAAAAGCUUGGUGGGAGAGCUCAUGAGGAACGCCCAGUGCUAGAAGAUGAGCUCGAAAAGGAAAGAAUGACUUGUAAAAAUAGGUCAAGAAUCCAUGACACAAAGGUCGAUGAGAAAAUCAAAAAUACACAGCAAGCACCGAUACGUGGGGUCGGAAGGGAACAGAUUGUUUUUGAAAAACCAAAAGGUAAUACUAGGACGGGAAUCGAUGAACGAACCAAAGAAGGACGUCGAGUGCUAGGAAAUGAGGUCGCGAAGGCAAGGACGGCCAUUGCUGAGAAUUUAAAAUAUAAUGGCAGAAAAGAAAUUGAUGAGAGACCUAACGAUGUUGCGAAAUCCAAAGGGGGACGUCAAGAGCUAGGAGAUGAGAUGGCAAAGCAAAAGUUGGUUCCCGGCGACAGGCCGAGAGUUGGUAACCCAGAAGUCAAUGGGAGACUCAAGAAAACACAUCGAGCGCCUACGAAUGGAACUGAAAAGGAACAAAUUCUUGUCGAGGAACCUAGAGCUGGCAGCAAGGUAAAAGAUGAUGGUAAUCUCAUUGAAGAUAAUGCACUACCUAACAAGCGGCAUGGCUCAGCCGCGAUAGAUGAAGUCGGAGACAAAAAGACAGUGGCUAUAGAGAGAUCAAGAAAUGGUACGGCAGAAACCAAUAAGGGAUUCAAGGACGAUAGUGUAUUACCAAAGAAGAGGCAUGGCUCAGCUACAAUGGAUGAGGCUGGGAAUAAACGGGCAAUGGCUAUGGAUAAGUCAAGAGAUGGUAAAGUAGAAAAUAAUGGCAGAUCCAAAGAUAAUAGCCUACCAUCUAAGAAGAGACAUGGAAGUCAGUAG